Molecule: messenger RNA, 2246 nt
Organism: Brassica napus (rape)
Lineage: Eukaryota; Viridiplantae; Streptophyta; Magnoliopsida; Brassicales; Brassicaceae
Exons: 8
Coding region: 284-2104 (606 amino acids)
Cellular component (GO): nuclear pore
Source: RefSeq, a predicted model, not a curated record
GCACACGAUCCACGUUAUUAUUUAUUUAAAGAAAGAAACCAUAAUUUCGUGACAAAAAAAAAAGAAAGAAACCAUAAUUUCCCCCACUCGGCUCUCCCAUAUGUAAGAGAGAAAGUAGCAUUAUUAUUGGCUUAAAGGUAAAGAACAGCAAAUCUGAGAGUAGACUUCACUCUUGAGGAGAUCAAAGUAACCCGUCUUGAAGAGAGUCAUGACUUGAAUGUAAAACACACACUUUGCUCUGUUUCUUCACUGGGUAAAACAGAUCUUCUUGGAUCGUUUCCUUAUGAUGAAGGGGAGAACAACCAACAAUGUCCAGUCAAAGCGAUCGACCAAGAACGGAAGAAAAGAUCAGAAGCUGCAGAAGAAGAAUAGCCAGAAAAGAUUGUCAGAACAAGAGAAACACAAGGACUUAAACGCUAACGAAGAUUCUAACAAUCUCCCUACAGUAGUAGCUAGUGAUUCAACCACACACUCAGAUCCAUCUGAGGCUUACGAGACCGUAGAUGUCCGUUACUUGGAUGAUGUAACAGAGAGUAAAGAGAAAGAUCACAGUGUAAAUGGAUCCAAAGAUGAUGAUGAUGAUGAAGAAGAAGAAGUUAAAGAUGCUCGGGAAGGUGUCAAUGCCGAUGUAUGGGAAGAUGCUUCGAAUGGUGCUCUUAGUACUGGAAGCGAGAACGAGUCCCCUGAUGUAGUAACAGAGAACAGUGGUGAACACUUUGAGGAAGAGAAGAUCAAUCAUCUCGAGACAAGAAUCGGGAGACUUGAAGAGGAGCUUAGAGAAGUUGCCUCACUCGAGAUAUCUCUCUACUCUGUUGUUCCGGACCAUUCUAGCUCCGCGCACAAGCUUCACACGCCAGCUAGGCGUCUUUCCAGAAUCUACAUCCAUGCCUGUAAGCAUCUCACUCGUGAAAAGCGUGCUAGGAUCGCUACGAACUCUGUUUCUGGUCUUGUUUUGGUUGCCAGAUCUUGUGGGAAUGAUGUUUCAAGGUUGACCUUUUGGUUAUCAAACAUCAUAUCUCUAAGGGAGAUCAUUUCACAAGCCUUUGGUAAGUCGCAUGAGUCAAAUGGUGAUGCAGAGAAGAAAGGUCUCCAAAAGCUUUUGGAGGAUUGGCAAGAAACUGAAACGUUUACUACUUCACUCGAGAAAAUCGAACACUGGGUCUUCACUAGAAUCGUUGAAUCUGUUUGGUGGCAGGUCUUUACUCCUUAUAUGCAAUCCCCUGAAAGCAACUCAUCUGAGAAGCAAGGAGCCUUUUCUAUUAGCCUGUGGAACAGUGCUUUCAGAGAAGCUCUGCAACGGCUUUGUCCUGUGAGAGGCGCGGGGCAUGAAUGUGGCUGCUUACCUGUUUUGGCUAGAAUGGUGAUGGAGAAGUGUAUCAGUAGAUUCGAUGUAGCUAUGUUCAAUGCUAUUCUGCGGGAGUCAGAACAUCAGAUUCCAACUGAUCCGGUCUCUGAUCCUAUUCUUGAUUCCAACGUUGUGCCUAUUCCUGCUGGAGAGUUGAGCUUUGGAUCAGGAGCACAACUCAAAAAUGCGAUUGGUAACUGGUCUAGAUGCCUCACUAAAAUGUUCGGCAUGAACAACAAAGAUGACGAUGAAAGUGAAGGCAGUGAUAGUAGUAAAGCUUUUGUAUUGUUAAAUGAAAUUAGUGAUCUUCUUAUGCUCCCAAAAGACAUGCUAAUGGAGAGUUCCAUUAGAGAAGAGAUAUGUCCAUCGAUCAAUCUUUUAUUAAUCAAAAGAAUACUCUGCAACUUCACUCCUGAUGAGUUCUGUCCAGAUCAUGUACCAGGAGCUGUCCUAGAAGAGCUCAACUCUGCUGACAGCGAUGGUGAUGGGAAGCUGCUAUUAGAAGAAAGCUUCCCUUAUGCAGCUUCCUCAGUUUCUUACACGCCUCCGUCGACCAUGGAUGUAGGAGAGAAAGUUUCAAAUCUUACAGGGAAAAUGUCAAGGAAUGUGUCUAUGAUACAGAGAAAAGGGUACACGAGCGACGAGGAGCUUGAGGAACUGGACUCUCCUCUUACAUCCAUCGUAGACGAUUCAAGUGACUUUACUGAUUCAGCGACCUCAAAUGAAAGAUACAAGCUUCUUAGACAAGUGUGGUUUUAGUUGGGUGAUUCAUUGGAAACCAAGUUAAAAGUGUAAUUAGUUUGUGUGGUUACUAUGAACUUAUGCCAUAUCCAGUAACCAAAAAACACAAAAUUUUGCCAAUUCUAAAAAUAAAUCUUUACCUAAUAACUGAAAAUAAAAA